Molecule: messenger RNA, 1866 nt
Organism: Saccostrea cuccullata (small rock oyster)
Lineage: Eukaryota; Metazoa; Mollusca; Bivalvia; Ostreida; Ostreidae
Product: ras-related protein Rab-27A-like
Exons: 6
Coding region: 134-853 (239 amino acids)
Biological process (GO): exocytosis; positive regulation of exocytosis
Cellular component (GO): exocytic vesicle; Golgi apparatus; secretory granule
Molecular function (GO): GTPase activity; GTP binding
Source: RefSeq, a predicted model, not a curated record
UGUGGCAAGACACUAUAAGACUUGAGCCAGCUUUGUGGAGGGCUAAUGUAUUGAACAUUUUAUCACGUCUGCAAUAUGAUGCUUAAUGGAAGCUUGGAAUUCAUUUCCUUGAGGUUAAGACUUUGAAGUGACCAUGGAGGACAUUGGUCCCCCUAAUGGUUCCCCCGCCCACUCAGGUUCCCAUGGCAACCUGGCUUCUGUGGCAGACUAUGACUACCUCAUCAAAUUCUUGGCUCUAGGUGAUUCGGCAGUGGGGAAAACCUGUUUUCUACAUCAGUAUAUUGACAAGGAAUUCAAACAUAGCUUUGCUUCUACAGUAGGGGUGGACUUUCGGGAAAAAAGACUGGUUCACCGUGUACCGGGGGCAGACGGGGUAGUGGGAAGGAGCCACAGGAUUCACCUUCAGUUGUGGGACACAGCGGGUCAGGAGAGGUUCCGAAGCCUUACAACAGCCUUCUUCAGAGACGCCAUGGGUUUUAUCCUCCUGUUCGAUUUGACCAAUGAGCAGUCGUUCCUCAACAUCAGAAACUGGUUGACCCAGCUCCAGACCCAUGCCUACUGUGAGAACCCGGAUAUUAUUCUCUGUGGAAACAAAGCUGACCUUGAGGACCAGAGGAAGGUCACAGAGGAACGGGCCAGAGAGAUGGCUGAGAAACAUGGGCUUCCAUACUUUGAGACUAGCGCUGCCACUGGACAGAAUGUAGCUAAGGUAGUAGAAUGCCUGCUGGACAUGGUCAUGUUACGUAUGGAACAGUGUGUGGACAAAACACAAAGACCCCAUGCACAGAACGGACGACGCCUACACAAAAAUGAAAUGGACGAGUUCAACAGUGAAUCCAAAUGUUCAUGUUAAUCCUAGUGACCUAAGGUCAAAGGUCAUUUGAUGUGUUAAUCAUAGUGACCUAAGGUCAGAGGUUAUUUAUUGUUAUUGAACUCUGUUCAAGGUCAGGUGCUCUUAGUCUUUGGUGAGUGUUUUCUCUGUUUGUCCAUCUUGCAGCUUCUGUGUUAGUAUUGUACUGUUAAUUUUAAGAAUUUUUUUCAACUUUUGAAUGCUAAAGACAUGUACCUUAAAGUGUGUAUAGUUAAUUUGUUUAUGGUACCAUGUUGUUUAAUUGUGAUGGAUUAAAUUUUUGUUAAUCUGAAAUGUAAGAUAAAAUGUUGCAAAGUAACUUAAGGUUGUUGAAGUAUUGUUGAAUGUAUAUUUUAUCUACAUUUGCUCAUUUAAGGCUGUGUCAGAUAAUUACAUGUAUGCAUGUAGUUAAUAUUGGUAAUUAUUUAUGGAAAUUUUAACUAUUUUUUUAAUAGACAGAGAAGAAUAAUUAUUUCAAUGAUUAUCCAAAGAAAUGAAAUAUUUGAAGCUCAGCUCCCUUUUUGCUUGAUGUACAGUAUGUAUUCACAUAUACAAGAGAAACUUUGAAAGAUGUCCUGUUCUGUUUGUCGGAAUUAAAUGCCUUGAUGUGAAUUGUUAAUUGUUAUAUUUGUUUAACUUUUUAAAAUCAUUUAUGAAUAAAUAUUUAAUUUGUAUUAAGUAAUUCAUGAUACAUAUUAAGUAAUAAAUGAUGCUUUUUUUUCAAAACUACCCUUUCCAAUUUAAUGUGAUGCUAUCAUGGAAGGUUACUCAAAAGGUGCAAUUGAAAGAUGAAAAUACCCUCAAAAAGUAUACAUUGUUAAAUGGGGUAUUUAGAUGUUAUGUUUAUUUCUGCAUUUAACGGUUUUUUUCAAUAAAUAUGAACAGAUUCAAAAUCUGAUGAGUUUAAAUAAUGAAUUUAAUUUUUGUACACUCUUUAUUUAACUACUGUGUUUAUUUAAAUGUAAUUUUUUUUUUCAAUUCAUGAGAAAAGACUUGUAAUGUUUGUAAUAUUUGAC